Molecule: messenger RNA, 5155 nt
Organism: Oryzias latipes (Japanese medaka)
Lineage: Eukaryota; Metazoa; Chordata; Actinopteri; Beloniformes; Adrianichthyidae
Gene: thbs2a
Product: thrombospondin 2a
Biological process (GO): cell adhesion; negative regulation of angiogenesis
Cellular component (GO): extracellular region
Molecular function (GO): protein binding; calcium ion binding
Source: RefSeq, a predicted model, not a curated record
GCACGGCGAGGCACGGUAUAUAAGAGGAGGGAACAGGGAGCCGCAGCCACUGUUGCGCCUCAAGUCUGCCAGACUGGAUGUAGAGCGCCAAAGAAGCGGACCAAAACGCCCUUUACGCAGGGGGAGAUACUGGGGAUCCCACUUCUAAUUCAAUGGUCCCUGGAUUCAAACCAUCGUCCAGUCCAUAAUCGAUUAAUUUCGUCGUUGCUGGUGGAUAUUUGCUUGAAUUUUAUUCUUUAUUUUUAUUCAAUUUCACAGGAGAAAUGAAACUGUGGAGACAUCUCUUCUUGUUUUUAUCUGUGUUUCAUCAAGCAGCAUCUCAAGAUGAAGAGCAGUUGGACGAGACAUCAUUUGACUUGUUUGAAAUCAGUCAUAUCACACGGAAGACUCUGGGUGCCAAACAAUUUCGGGGCCAAAAUUUAGAUGCCCCUGCCUACCGCUUCAUCCGCUUUGACUUUCUGCCUCCAGUAGAUCCCCCAAUACUCAAACAAAUACUGGAACAGAUCCAGAACAAUGAGGGCUUUGUCUUUGUGGCCAGUAUGCGGCAGGAUCACACCUCACGCGGCACUCUGGUGGCUCUGGAGGGUCCUGGUGGCAGGCGACAAUUUGAGAUCAUAUCCAAUGGACCGGCCAACACUCUGGAUCUAGUGUACUGGGUCGAUGGCUCACAAAACGUGGUCUCAUUCGAGGAUGUGGACCUAUCUGACUCUCAGUGGAAAAAUAUCACACUUCAUAUUCACGGGGAGAACGCAAACCUUUUUGUGGGCUGCAACCUGUUAGACAGCUUUGUCCUGGAUGAGCCGUUCUAUGAGCACCUGCGGGCUGAAGGGAGUCGCAUGUAUGUCGCAAAAGGAUCCAACCGAGAAAACCACUUCAGGGGCCUUCUUCAAAGUGUGCGUUUCAUCUUUGACACGCCGGUGGAAAGCAUUCUCCAAAACAGAGGCUGUGAGGUCAUAAAGCAAGAUGAUCCUAACACUGUGAGAGAGAGCACAGAAGUGAUAGACGUAAGGCCCUCCAUCACCACCAACAUCAUAGGUCAGAAGACGGAUGACCUUGGCUCAGAUAUGUGUGAACGCUCCUGUGAGGAACUUAGCACCAUGUUCCACGAGCUCAAAGGACUGCGUGUUGUCGUCAGUAACCUCAUCGACGGUUUGCAAAAAGUGACAGAGGAGAACACAGUCAUGAAGGAGGCCCUUGGGAGAAUGAAAGAGACUAAGGAGAAAAACAUGUGCUGGCAGGAUGGUCGCCUGUUUGAAGAUAAGGAAGACUGGGUUGUAGACAGCUGCACUAAAUGUACCUGCCAGGAGUCCAAGAUUGUGUGUCAUCAAAUAACAUGUCCUCCAGUGGCCUGUGCAAGCCCGUCAUUUGUUGAUGGUGAAUGCUGUCCUGUGUGCAUGCCAAAGGAUAGUGAAGAUGGUUGGUCCCCCUGGUCUGAGUGGACAGAGUGCACAGUCACCUGUGGGAUAGGAACUCAACAGAGGGGUCGGUCAUGUGACGCUACCAGCAACCCCUGCAGUGGGCCUUCCAUCCAGACUCGGAAGUGCAGCCUGGGCAAAUGUGAUAGUCGCGUUCGCCAAGACGGAGGGUGGAGUUUGUGGUCACCAUGGUCGUCUUGCUCCGUGACGUGUGGGGAGGGACAAAUCACCAGGAUACGCCACUGCAAUGCUCCUGUGCCACAGCUGGGGGGCACAGACUGUGAGGGCAGUGGAAGGGAGACUCAGAACUGCACUGCCACGCCAUGUCCGAUUGAUGGCGGAUGGGGGCCGUGGUCUCCAUGGGCUAGCUGUUCUGCAACCUGUGGAGGGGGCAUAAAAAGUCGGACGCGCGAGUGCAACAGCCCUCAACCUCAGCACGGUGGCAAGAAGUGUCUUGGGGAAGCAAGUGACAGUGACAGUUGUAACAAGAAAGACUGUCCUAUUGAUGGCUGCCUCUCUAACCCCUGUUUUGGUGGAGUGGACUGCAGCAGCUCUCCAGACGGCUCUUGGGAGUGUGGUCCAUGCCCGGCUGGUUUUCGUGGAAAUGGUACCCAUUGUGAGGACAUUAAUGAGUGUGACAUGGUGUCUGAUGUUUGCUACAAAGUCAGUGGAACACAGCGCUGCGUCAACACAAAUCCAGGUUUCCACUGCCUGCCCUGUCCAAAGCGAUACAAGGGGACCCAGCCUUUCGGCAUGGGUGUGGAAUCGGCCAAGAGAAACAAACAAGUUUGUGAGCCAGAGAACCCAUGCAAAGACAAAACUCACAGCUGUCACAAAUUCGCCGAAUGCAUUUACAUCAGCCAUUUCAGUGACCCGAUGUACAAGUGCGAGUGUCGAACUGGUUAUGCCGGGGACGGCUUCAUUUGCGGCGAAGACUCAGACUUGGAUGGAUGGCCCAAUCAGAACCUUGUAUGUGGAGCCAAUACCACCUAUAACUGCCAGAAGGAUAACUGUCCUGAUUUACCAAAUUCUGGACAAGAAGACUUUGACAGAGAUGGUCAAGGAGAUGCUUGUGAUAAGGAUGAUGACAAUGAUGGAAUCCUGGAUGAAAGGGACAACUGCGCCCUUCUCUACAAUCCACGUCAGUUUGACUUUGACAAAGAUGAAGUGGGUGACCGCUGUGAUAACUGUCCCUAUGAACACAAUCCGGCACAGAUCGAUACAGACCAUAAUGGAGAAGGAGACGCCUGUGCAGUGGACAUUGAUGGAGAUGAUAUUCAUAAUGACAAUGACAACUGCCCCUAUGUUUACAACACUGACCAGAAGGACACAGAUAUGGAUGGAGUUGGUGACCAGUGUGACAACUGCCCAUUGCUUCAUAACCCUGACCAGUCAGACAUAGACAAUGACCUGGUUGGAGAUCAGUGUGACAAUAAUCAGGACAUUGAUGAAGAUGGCCACCAAAACAACUUGGAUAACUGUCCAUAUGUGGCCAAUGCCAACCAGGCUGACCAUGACAAGGAUGGCAAAGGAGACGCAUGUGACUAUGAUGAUGAUAACGACGGGGUACCUGACGACAAAGAUAAUUGCAGACUUACACCCAACGCAGACCAGGUGGAUUCUGAUGGUGAUGGAAGAGGGGAUGCCUGCAAAGACGACUUUGACAACGACAGCAUCCCAGAUAUCCUUGAUGUUUGUCCGGAGAACAAUGCCAUCAGUGUGACAGAUUUUAGGAAGUUCCAGAUGGUCCACUUGGAUCCAAAGGGAACCACUCAAAUUGAUCCCAACUGGGUGGUAAGACACCAAGGCAAAGAACUAGUUCAGACUGCCAACUCUGAUCCAGGAAUUGCAGUAGGUUUUGAUGAAUUCAACGCCGUGGACUUCAGUGGAACAAUGUAUGUAAACACAGACAGAGAUGAUGACUAUGCUGGCUUUGUGUUCGGAUACCAGUCGAGUGGGCGUUUCUAUGUGGUGAUGUGGAAGCAGAUCACCCAGACCUACUGGGAGUACAAGCCAUCCAAAGCUUUUGGCAUCUCAGGUGUUUCGCUUAAGGUUGUCAACUCAACCACAGGCACUGGAGAAAACCUAAGAAAUGCUUUAUGGCACACAGGCAACACUCAAGGACAGGUGCGCACUCUGUGGCAUGACCCAAAAAACAUUGGUUGGAAGGAUUACACAGCAUACAGGUGGCAUCUCAUCCACAGACCAAAGACUGGUUUUAUAAGGGUAGUGGUCUAUGAGGGAAAACAGAUCAUGGCCGACUCGGGACCCAUUUACGAUAAGACAUUUGCAGGAGGGAGGUUAGGCUUGUUUGUCUUUUCGCAGGAGCUGGUUUUCUUUUCCGACCUCAAAUAUGAAUGCAGAGAUAAGCCGGAGUACCGUACAGUGAUUCUCAAGACAACUGAACCAGGUUGGGAAGACAAUUCAAAAAGGGCGAAAGAGAAGACUCCUUUGCAGUAAACCACAUUGCUGAGGAUGUUUAAGCAUCAGACUUUGCACUUUGCAUGCUUGAUCCACUAACUGAAGGAGAUUUGGAAAAAAAAAGUCCUACUCACUUGUGAUCAAUACAACCCUUCUUUGACACAAAAUUUGAUGAAAGUGGAUUUUUUUUUAAAGCAUCCCAAAAAUUAUAUUUAGUGUACUUACUCUACUUUUUAGCCACUUUGCAACCACUUCAGCUUCAUUUUUUCCAAACAAAUAAUGUAAAAUAAAUAUGGACUAUAGCCAGAAAUGUCAAUAUUUUCUGAUUUUUCUGAUCCCAAUUGUGCCAUUUUUAGAUGCUGAACUUAAGUGGAGCAUUUCCAAAGAUGUUUAUAAUAAGUCUGUACUAUAAUUUCUUUUUGUAAAUUAUUUAAGCCUUGCCUUUUUGUUUUUUUUUUGUUGACAUUUUUGCAAGAUUGUAAAUAAUUUAUUUAUUUGUGUACACUGACUCAUAUAUAUGAAUAUCAAAAUGACAAGAAAACACAUUACAGUAUUGCAGUAUUUUCUUUUUGUGUGUAUUCUGAGCUUCCUGCGAGGUUAAAAAUCUAACAAAGAAAUUGUUGCAUUAAGUUUUUUUUUUUUUUAUUCUGUUUUGAAACAAUUUUUAUAGUUGAGUUUAUAUGUCAUCCUCAUAAUUUUUAGGCAACAUAAAAAAUAAAAUAAAAAAGCUGAUCUAUAUCUUUCAAGUAACAUGGAUGCUGUGGUUUUCAUUUUAGAGGAGUCCCGCUCAGAGCUUCAAAUGAUUUAUCAACACCUGAGAGUCUGAGGUUCAACAGUCAGCAUUUUAGUGUUGGAUUUGUGACGACUAAAUAUACAAAGUUAGAUUUUUUUGUUUCAUUCGAAAGUUAUAAAUAUCAAUACUGUUAUUUUUUUUUGCGUGGAAGUGUCCAGAAGUCAGUCUAUGAUGACGUUUGUUUUUGGUUCACUCUGAGGUGAAUUUCUUUUUUUACAAAAAUGCCCAUAAAUGUUUUUGCACACUUCUGUCUUUGAAUACACAUUUUCUAAAAAUAAAAGAAUGGAUCAAGUUUGCUUUAUUUAAUAAACAAAAACUUCUGUACUACUUUGUUGUUGUUGUUUUUUUACUUCAACAGAGUAUGCACAGACUAUUAAAAUCAAUGUGUCAAUUUUGGAAGCAUUUUUGGUACUUUUCCAUCUCUAAAGUGCACACAAGGAUCUGGGUUUUUCUGAGACAGGCCCUUCAAUCCUUUCAUUUGUGGAGUUUGUAGCUCACCCUCUGGACAAUAAAGGAAUUACAGCCU